AUGUGUGCCGCCACUCCAACGAGCGCUGAAAAAUAUCUCGCCGACGCCGAAGGCGGAGUGCUGUCAAUCACCUCCCACGAGGAUGUCUUACGGGUCGCAUUUAUACAAACGUGUAAAACGCUGGAUGGACCGGGGUGGGUGUUUGAGCCUGUUGAGAAACUUCAUGCCCACGGCUUUUCCUUUGGUAAGGACGACUUACGCUUCAAUCGGUAUGUGGCCGCUAUCGUUGGAGUGAACUCUCUGCAGUAUUCUCUACUAAUACCCAUUACUCCCGAUGUGUGUAGCUCUCUCGAUGCUUUCUACAUCACACAGAUUGUGACAGCUCUUUACCGGCACGAUCCAUCACUGGAAGAAGAGUUUCUUCCAUUCUCCGAAUUUGACGACUUUUACCAGACUCACUAUGAUCUUUUGCACCCAUCUGUUUGGCGCUCAUAUUAUUCGGUCCCUUUCCUGAGCCAGCGCAUAACAGCGCGAUUUUACCGCCUCCCUGAUCUUCUGGACCUUCCGGAUUCAACAGAGCCAUUCAUAUUUGUGCCCCGUGAACGUCAUAUAGGACCUACUCAGAUCCUCAAACUUCCACGAUGGGCAUACACUGUCUCGGUAACUCGCAAAGGAAACAAAUUGCUUCCAGAGGGGGCGAUUAUAUCGUUAGCCCUCACUACGCUAGCGGAAACCAUGACCAGACUUCACGAAGCCUGUCCCAGCGCACAGCAAUAUUCAGAAUCAUAUGCACGCUUUUGGCUUAACUCCUACCCUGGUAAGGAUGGAUGGAGGCCGUAUGCCUUUGGUGUUCUCAUUGCAAUGGGACACUGGAAUAUUCACGGGUUGGAAGCGCAGUAUCACGCUCAAAUGGCAGGACAGGAGAUUACAGGGCCGCCACGAGACCUUUUCUGCGGGUUUCCGGACGGGGGUCUUGCGGCAGAGGCGGCACACAGGGGAUGGCAGGAGGAGAUUGGAGGUGAGGAGGAAGUUCAAUUCUUAGCCGCUGUCGCGGCCGAGGAAACCGCUGGCCUUCUUGAAGAAGGAACCGAGAUCGGCAAGUUUGACUUGUCGGUCAGGUCACACAUUUUACUUGCAGUCAUGCACGCUGCAGUCAAGGAUGAAUCCGAGAAAGCACAGUUCCUGGAAGAGCUCGAGAAACGAAUGGUGCAGGCAGGAACAGCCAAGCCGGAGACGGUUGGGAGAUGGAUCCAGGAGGCUCUGAACGUUAUGGAGCCAUAUGCGCACGAUUGGCAGGACGCACGGCAUAGCUCUGCUGGGUCUGACUCUGUGCGAGACAGGAAGAUGAUAUUCCGGCAAAUCCUGGUGGAGAAUCCGCAGCUUUUUGCGAGGUGGAGAUGGUCUUCCUAUGCAAAGGGGUUUAAUUUCCAGCUUGAAGCCCGGGUGUAA
Messenger RNA from Penicillium oxalicum, 1389 nucleotides. RefSeq lists its product as uncharacterized. The transcript has a single exon. NCBI's taxonomy places the organism in Eukaryota, Fungi, Ascomycota, Eurotiomycetes, Eurotiales, Aspergillaceae. The coding region runs from base 1 to 1389 and encodes 462 amino acids. The record is from RefSeq and is a predicted model, not a curated record.